Messenger RNA from Oncorhynchus mykiss (rainbow trout), 6890 nucleotides. NCBI's taxonomy places the organism in Eukaryota, Metazoa, Chordata, Actinopteri, Salmoniformes, Salmonidae. The record is from RefSeq and is a predicted model, not a curated record.
CAGAGGAAAUGGCCCUUAGACGUCACUACUUCUUGGUCGCUACCUGAUCCUAUUGGUGUACCGCAGUACUGCCCUAAUGCUAUUGGCCGAGAGGAGAACCUCAGGAAAGCUUAGCAAAAUCGAGCAGGGUAACAGAGCAACAGAAGACAGCGAGGGGCGGCGAGGGAAUGACUGAAUGAAAAUUCGCCUAGCUACAUCGACUGUAGUUUUAGGAAAGUGCCACCCUCCCUUAAAUAUUUCCUAUUGUAUAAUCAACAAACGUAAUAUUUAAAACAUAUCUUGCUAGUAAAAUCCUAAAAUAGCGAGGAUGUUGGUCCCCGCUGGAAGAUAAUGAAGCGGUUGCGCGUUUUGUUCGUGUGCCUCAUUGUAGCUGUCCUUUGCUGGUACCCCAGAAGUCAUGUGUGUUGUUCAGAGCACAACUCGUCAGGUCCAGGUGUGUCUAGUGGAGACAGCAGCCCCCCAGAGCAUCUUCACGACCAUGAGCAUGCGCAGUACCACAGGACGGACCUCAAGAUGGAGUCGCCGAGGACACACACACACUCCUCCUACGACGUGGGACUGGAGACAGAGAGGGCUGCACUAGAGGAGCCCAACACACACAACACUGAACAGGCUGUGAAUCAGGAGGAGCCUGUAGUGGUAGAGGUCUGGUCAGCCCCAGAACCACACGCUGAUCCUGAACCCCCCGCUGCUGCUGCUGAGCCAAGCACACAAAUGACACAGCCUCACACACACACCCACCCAGAGCCCGAUACACAACUCCCUCCCCUCCAGGACCAGGCAACUCCACCCUCCUCCACCCCAUCGCCCAGCGAUGACCUAGCCCAGGACCAAGCCUCCACAGACCCCCCAGCCCCGCCCGAGACCCGCAGUGAUGCCCUGGCAGAACCCAGCCCAGCCCCGGCCACAGAAGACCCCCAACACACACCUACCUCUCACACCCCUGCCCCAGCCAGUGGUGAUGCUGACCUAGUGGAGAGCCAGUCAGAGCAGGAUCAAAUUCAGGCUGGUUCUGAUGCUGAUGUCCAAGCAUCUGUCAGCCUAGAGGACCCAGACCAGGACCAAGGUCUACCAGAGCUGGACCUGGGGGGAAACACGUCCCACAGGCACCAAGACACCGACCAAGACCAGCAGGCAGUGGAUGCCAGUGAUGCCAGCGCUAUUGAGACGGACCCCUCAGUGCCCAGUAAGGAGGACAUCCCAACCUUCGACGAGUGGAAGAAACAAGUCAUGGAAGUGGAGAAAGAGAAGACUCUGUCCCUCCAUACCUCUUCAAGUGGAAGCCCCCCUGUGAAGAAGGUACAGAAGAACUUUAAAAACAACUAUGCUUCUGUGGAGUGUGGCGCUAAGAUACUGUCAGCUAACACAGAGGCCAAGAGUACAUCUGCUAUCCUCAUGGAGAAUAUGGACCUGUACAUGCUGAACCCCUGCAGCAUCAAGAUCUGGUUUGUGAUAGAGCUGUGUGAGCCCAUCCAGGUGAAACAGUUGGACAUCGCUAACUUUGAACUCUUCUCCUCCACACCUAAAGACUUCCUGGUCUCCAUCAGCGACAGGUAUCCCACCAACAAGUGGUUGAAGUUGGGAACGUUCCACGCCCGUGACGAGCGCACCGUCCAGAGCUUCCCAUUGGAUGAACAGCUCUACGCCAAAUACAUCAAGAUGUUCAUCAAGUACAUAAAGGUGGAGCUCAUCUCCCACUUUGGAUCAGAACACUUCUGUCCCCUCAGCCUCAUCAGGGUGUUUGGUACCAGUAUGGUGGAGGAAUAUGAAGAGAUUGCAGAUUCUCAGUACCCCUCAGAGAGGCUGGAGUACCUUGAUGAGGAUUAUGACUACCCUCCUGGGUACCUCCACUCUGAGGACAAGGGGUCCAAAAAUCUGCUGGGCUCUGCCACAAAUGCCAUUCUCAACAUGGUCAACAACAUAGCAGCCAAUGUUCUGGGAGGCAAGCCUGAGGGAGGAGCACAGAUAGAAGCCAACGCAUCAUCAGAAGCCCAGAACGAGACUGAGGGAAACAAAGAUGUGCAGCUCACCCCAACUCCAACCCCCACCACUCCUCCUCCAGUUGUGGAGACAGUGGAGCCAGACGACCCUGGUCCCCAGGAGGACCCUGACUCCCCCCUGCUUCCCCCCUCCCCGGAGGAUGGACAGAUCGUGACUCUGAUGGAGGAGGAGCCCCCACAGUCCACUGUGACUCUGAUGGAGGAAGAGGGGGAUGAUGAUGAGCAGGAGGAGAGAGAGGAACAGUGGGAGAGGGAGAGCCAACUGUACUGUCCACUCUCUUCUGUCUCUUCUCUUUCUUGUGUGGCCACACUGCCAGAGUUGCUACAGCGCUGGUGUGACGCUCACCUCACCAGAGAGAGGCAGCAAGACACACACACCCCUAUACAGGUCCCUGUCCCUACCCCCACACACACACAGGAAGCCCCAACACACACAGAGACGGUGCCUGAGACUGCCCCCCAAGCCCAAAAUGAGGGGCUACCCCCUUUAGACUCUCAAAAUCAUACCCUUUACAUCGACACACCCCCCGUGGAUACUAUCAUUUUGCUGGAGCCUAGCCGGACCUUUACCCUGCCCCCCCACAGCUUCUCUCAAACCUCCCUCUGCAAACCCACCCCUACCCAGGACGAAGCUCCCCAGCACCCCAGCCAAGAAGACCCUGUCCCCCCUCCAACCCUGCAGGGAGCCCCCAUCCCGGAGACUCAACAGGCCAGCACCCCCACCCCUACUCCCAGCUCCACCACUCCCCUACACCUACCAACCUCUGAGACAGCCUCCCUGGACAUCCCUCCCUGCCCCUUGAAGGAGCAACCAGUCCAGCCCCUUCCCACAGCCUCUAGACCUGCAGACCUCCCCCCUCCCACUGACCUCCCUGUCCCCCCUCAGCCUGACACAAACACAGAGCCACACACACCCAGGGCUGGGGCAGAGAGUGGAGACAUCCAGGGUCAGGGGGAGCAGGGAGAUGCCUCUGCCCAGCCAGCAGAACACCUGCAUGGGGAAGAAUCCGUGGAAGACCUACUGCUUAGCGUCCCGGUGACCGCUAACGGACAUUUACACCGGACGGCUACAGACUUCUACGCUGAGCUGCAGAACGCGGGGGAGUACAUUGGAGGGAAUGGAGGGGUGAACGUGUAUGGCUCCAGUCAGAAGGAGAGUGUGUUCAUGAGGUUGAACAACAGGAUCAAAGCCCUGGAGAUGAACAUGUCCCUCAGCAGCAGAUACCUGGAGGAACUCAGCCAGAGGUAUCGUAAGCAGAUGGAGGAGAUGCAGAGAGCAUUCAACAAGACCAUAGUCAAACUGGAGAACACCUCCCGCAUCGCUGAAGAACAGGACCAGCGGCAGACAGAGUCUAUCCAGAUGUUACAGGGCCAGCUGGAGAACGUCACCAAGCUGAUGAUCAACCUCACCAUGACUGUCUCACAGCUACAGAGAGAGGUGUCUGACCGACAGAGUUACCUGGUGGUGUCUCUAGUCCUGUGUCUCUGUCUGGGCCUGGUGCUCUGCCUGCAGUGCUGCUGGAGUGCCAACACACACACCGUCACACACACUGCAGGAAACCACUACCCCAGCCCCAAGAGGUGUUUCUCCUCCUAUGAUGAUUUGAGUCUGAAGCGGAGGGUAUCGUGUCCUCUCCUACGCUCCAAGUCCUUCACCUUUCCUACUUCAGAAGUAGGCCCUGACGACCUUUACAUUGUUGAACCUUUAAGGUUCUCACCAGAGAAAAAGAAGAAACGAUGUAAACUGAAGGCAGCAUUAUCAGCCCCCUCUUCUCCGAUGGCUAACGGGGGACUCAAAUGCAAGGGUCUCCCCCACUCCCUGAAUCCCCCUCCUCCUUUAGAAGACAUGUCCUGUAAGGAGCUCCCCUUCCCAUCAGAGAAUAGCAGCUGUAGCUCCUCCAGCCACUCUGAAGAGUCCUACAUCAGCCGAGGCCAUCCCCUCUCCUCCCCCCCAGGCCUGUGUAAUGGCCACGCUGCCGUGCUCCUCCCAUCCAACCUUCCCUCCCUCCCUCUCCCCUCCUCCCUUCCCUCCCUCCCCCUCUCUCUUCCCUCUAAGAGGUCAGUGAAGCGUCGGCGGUCUCGUCAGGGAGAUCUGCAGUUCUCCUCCAGACAGACAGGAGGCGCUGCUGUGAAUGCUCUGCACAGCCUGCAGCAGCUGAUCAAGGGAAACAAGGAGAUCAGUGUGGGGACCAUAAGAGCCACGGCAGUCACAGGACACGUCUGAUCACACACACAUGCACACUUCAGACUGACUCAUAUACACACACCCUGGUAGCAGACUUGGUUAGGGAUGUGUGAAAGAGUGUGGUCUUGCCCCAAAAUGGCCACAUCUCUGAACCACAUCUCCCAUGAGCACCCUGCCCACAGUGGAACUCGAACACCAUGAUAUUAGUCACCUAGCAACAGCCAUUCAGAGACCUCUCCACGGUCAUGUGCCUUUCUGUCCACUCUAAAGCUUUCACUGAUAUAAAAAAACACUGAAAGGAUUGUUCUUUUUAUGUUCGGAGCGAGACUAAUGGUGGGGAGUGUUACUAGAAAACAGACAUUCAUUCAGCUCUUUCUACUGGACAAGCACAUCAGACCUGGGCAGCAGGGGCUUGUACUCCAGCCCUGUGCCCAGAGGAGAGGGGCUGAGUGGAGCUCUUACCUGGUACCUUGUGAAAGUACAGUAUGAAGCUGUAAGGAUGAAAUGUGUCGCAGUGAGAGAACUGUGCAGCAGGAUUAGCUUCUUCUCCCUCUUUCCUCCUGUCCUCCAUUUCUACAUUCUGUUUAUUUUCUGUGCAUUGUUCAGUGCUAGCUAACACUACUGCAGUUGUUCGUAUGGGACCAGGGUGUUAACCCUUCACACACAACAGGGCCUCUGUCUCCCUUUCUCAGGCAGUCUAACCUAACACCAUGCAACUAGCAGAGCUGAAUGAAGAUACAUACCCAAUGUGUGCGUGAGCAUGUAAGCCUUCCUGUCUCUAGCCCAUGUUUAUCCAGCUCUGAUACAAAGGAACAGGCUCUAUACCUCUUGAACUCGUUAACCUAGCUAUUCUCCAGUCAGACUUCCCGUGUGUGUGUGUGUGUGUGUGUGUGUGUGUUCGUUCACACAGAGAGCCAGCCAAGAGGAAAGGGAUCUUGUACUCUAUAGACUGGUUGUUUUUGCACAUUGUGACAGGUCAACAGAACCCAGUCAGUUAGGUUUUUAUAUUGAGCUGUGUAUGAGCCGUGCUGAGAGCUGAAUGUUGUGUGUUAUUAUAGUUGUUAAGAACAGUUUAGUCUGAAGAUGUCGGUGUGUUCGAGCACACAAACACCCGCUGUUGGUAGAAGUUGCCUCUAGGAUCUGCUUUCCUUCCCCCCAAUUCCUAAUAUUAACCAUUCAUAUCAAAGUGUAAUGCAACACUGACCUUUCGAUCAGUGACACAGGGUAAUGUCAGUCUUGCGAGCAGAUCCCCUGAGGUCCUGUAGGGGAUGCUGUGAGGCCACUUUUAUUUAUCUAGUUAUUUAUGUUCUGGCUUCAAAACAACCCUAUCAUGUAGCCCAGGGGAAACGCAUGGUACAUGUUACAUAGAAUAAUAAUGAUUGCAAUUAAAACAAAGGUAGAUGCAUUUUACUGUCGCAUACUGUAUGAUUGUCACUGGCUGCCCGACACCUCUUUCACCUCGUGACCAAUAUUUGUUUGGGGUUUUCAAAGCUAUACGGACAACAAGGUAUCAUCCACCUUUUGUCUCUGUAAAAGUGGUUUGAUCAUCUGGUGUUUGCAGAGUUGCCUCCACUGUCACAGCUGCACACACACCAUCGUGUUAAUUAGAACCCUACCAGGGAACAGAGGGCUGUAACAGUCCCAAUAACUGCUGGGGUCGUAUACGAACCAGCUUCACCUCACGAGUUACUGUUAUGGGGAGAUAAAGUUAAAACAAAUGUUUGAAGUUGAUUUGUUUGUCUGAUUCUAGAUGUCUGUGAGAGGAUGUGAUUGGAAUGGCAAAAGUCAAUUUGAAUAAGUUGCAGGUGUGAAAUCAUCUGUGUACUAUAUAUCUGUGUACUAUAUAUCUGUGCCAGUGGUUAGUAUGCCGGUGGUUAGAUGGCCUCUGAGCUAUGUUGGGUUGGUUGUUGACUGACUGAGAAAGAGACUGGGCCCACUGUGUUCUACAAACUACACACACCACAUUACCUCUACAGACCAACCACCCAGGUCCCCUACUCCACACACUGACCUCUGACCCCUACACAGUUCAGGGUUCAGAAAGUGUGAAGAGCUCUCUUUUAGUGCAUCUGUUUUAAUUGAACCACUUCUGUUCCCAUUACCAAGAACAGCACCUUUAACUGGCCACCUCUGCUAUCCUUACUAGCUUGUCAUUCAUUCAUGUGUUUAUUACUGUGCAUUUACCCCACCUCGAAUAAGGUAGUGGUUUUCAGAGGAGUCUGAAGGAACUUGUGAACUUAAUAAAGGGAAUGUUGGGAAAGGGUUUGGAACGCACUGUUUUAUCUGAUUACAAGUGUUCCACACCCAGUGAAUCAUGACCGACUUAGUUUUUCUACCUUUUUGAAUGUGUAUGAUAUUAUGUGUAUGAUAUUAUGUGUAUGAUAUUAUGUGUAUGCAUGCAAGAGUGUUUGUUUGUUCUCUUGAUGCGUGUUUGUGAGAGACUCAGCGAAGCCCUAAUUUAACACACUGACUAGAGAUUGGUACUCAUGACCCCCAGGUCUCAGUGUGCACUUUUAUUAUUACUACCUUCAUGCCUUUUGUUUUUCUACACUAAACGCUGUCUGUCAACUGCUUUGCUUCUCUCUUUCUGAGUAUUCUGGGAAAGAGCUGCACAGUAUUGUGGAACAGGAGCGACAGUAACUACAAAGAUGUAGUACCAUUAGAAACUGUGAAUUUCUAAAUAAAACAUUUUGUCUUUCACUCGA